This is a messenger RNA of Dromiciops gliroides (monito del monte), 5423 nucleotides long. It is a transcript of the gene MMP11, whose product is annotated as matrix metallopeptidase 11. The transcript is spliced from 8 exons. Gene Ontology annotation, biological process: collagen catabolic process; proteolysis; extracellular matrix organization. Gene Ontology annotation, cellular component: extracellular matrix. Bases 14 to 1579 code for a protein of 521 amino acids. Lineage: Eukaryota; Metazoa; Chordata; Mammalia; Microbiotheria; Microbiotheriidae. Gene Ontology annotation, molecular function: zinc ion binding; metalloendopeptidase activity. The record is from RefSeq and is a predicted model, not a curated record.
CGCCCGCCCCAGGAUGGCCCCAGCCCUGGCCCACAGCUGCCGCCCGUUCCGGCUCCCCGGAGCCUUCCUGCUGCUCCCGCUGCUGCUCCCACACCCGCACCCGGUCCUGGCUCGGCCGCCCCCUCCACCCCCCGACUCAGCACUCACGGAGGAUGGAUCCUGGCUUGAGGUUGUGCCCAAAGCGGCAGCCUCCAAGCCGGACCUCCCCAUGCAGGCUGCCCCUCGGUGGGCCACAGCUCAAGGCCGCCCCCGCUGUGGUGUGCCCAACCUGCCUCAUGGAUCGCACCUCCAGAACCGGCAAAAACGCUUUGUGCUGUCUGGUGGGCGUUGGGAGAAGGCCAACCUUACCUACAGAAUCAUGCGGUUCCCCUGGCAGCUGGUCAAAGAGCAAGUCCGAGAGAUGAUGGCUGAGGCCUUACGGGUCUGGAGCGACGUGACCCCGCUCACCUUCACAGAAGUGCAGGAAGGCAGAGCCGAUAUCAUGAUUGACUUUACCAGGUACUGGCACGGAGAUAAUUUGCCUUUUGAUGGCCCAGGGGGCAUUUUGGCUCAUGCCUUCUUCCCCAAGACCCACCGGGAGGGAGACGUGCACUUUGACUAUGAUGAGACCUGGACCAUUGGGAACAACUUAGGCACAGACUUGCUCCAGGUGGCUGCCCACGAGUUUGGCCAUGUGCUGGGCCUGCAGCACUCGGCUGAAGCCAAAGCUCUGAUGUCUCCCUUCUACACUUUUCGCUACCCCCUGAGCCUGAGCCCAGAUGACCAACGGGGGAUCCAGCACCUCUAUGGACUGCAGCCUGGACCUCGGCCCAGCCCAGAGCUCUACCUGGGCCAGGCCCCUCCAGCCCUGGGGCCUGCAGUGCCCCCCUCCAGAGAGCCCCCCCCAGCCCCAGGGCCCACCCUGCCCCCCUCCAAAGUGCCUCCCCCUCCCCAGCCUGGCGACAUAGACACCAACGAAAUCUCCCUGGAGCCUGACGCCUGUGACACAGACUUUGAUGCUGCGGCCACCAUCCGGGGAGAACUCUUCUUUUUCAAGUCCGGCUUCGUCUGGAGGCUGAGGGCGGGGCGGCUCCAGCCCGGCUACCCGGCCCUGGCUUCUCGCCACUGGCAAGGCCUGCCCACUAGCCUCGAUGCCGCCUUUGAGGAUCCACAGGGCAACAUUUGGUUCUUCCAGGGCUCUCAGUAUUGGGUGUAUGCUGGAGAGCAGCGGGUGCUGGGCCCUGCGCCACUCUCGGACCUUGGUCUGACAAGCUCAGGCAUCCACGCGGCACUGGUGUGGGGCACAGCCAAAAACAAAAUCUACUUCUUCCACGGGGGCAGUUAUUGGCGUUUCCACGCCAGCACCCGGCGUGUGGACGGCCUCUCUCCUCGCCGGACCACUGACUGGCGGGGAGUGCCCACCGAGAUCAGCGCUGCCUUCCAAGACAGUCAUGGUUAUGCCUACUUCCUCCAUGGUCGCCAGUACUGGAAGUUUGAUCCAGUCAAGGUGAGAGUCCUGGAGGGCUUCCCGCGCCUCAUCGGGCCAGACUUCUUCAGCUGUGCCGGACCUGCCACGCUUUCCUCCAAUGCAUUCCUCUAAGCCUGGUCUGCUCCCCGCUGGCCUUGGAAGCCCUGCACCGGGGCUUAACCCCUCCCCCAAAGCUUCUCUGGGGCUUGGCCUCCCCCGGGAACGACCCUGAACCAGGCAGCACUAUUUAUUCAGGGAAGGAAAUGAGGGCCCUGGGGCGACUGGUUGGGCUCAGGCUCCCCCCCAAUACCCUUGAUUGGAGGUGGCUGAGGGGCGGCUGGGCUUCCAUCUGUACACAGCCUGAGAGCCCAUGGUUUGGCGGCAGAGAGACUCUAGGCCAUGCUGGUUGUGGUCUACACUGGCAGCUCUGUCCCCUGCCUUCUCUAUCAGUGUCCCAAGGCCUCCUUUUAAGAAUCUCAGGUGGGACACCUGCCGCCCCCACACCCUGGACUCCUCCUAAGUGGAGCUUCUCUUUGGGUAUCUUCAGAACUCAUUCUACCCCCUGGGCUGACCGCCGUCCCCACAGGGACCUCAGGGAAGGCCAGGGAGUCCCAGGGAGCAUCAAGUACGUAACAUAAUGCCAGCCUCCUUUCUUCUCUCCAUCCACACCCCCCACCCCUGUCUCCCCUUUUCCCCUUAGCUGUCUCUUUGGAAUAGGCCAUGGAGCCCCGUGGAGGUGGGUGGGCUUACCUGAUCCACUCUAUUGCCCUCAGGAGGCAGGAUGUGGCCCUGGCACACGGCACCAUCCCCCUUCUUUUGCCUGCUCCCCACCCUUGGGCCUCAAGAAGGCCUGGACUUUCCUUGCCCUUCUGCCCUUUCUUGGGGUCCUGUAUCCUGGGAGCUCAGGAAGGAGGUGGAGGGUCCCAGGGGUCUCUGCUCUGAGUCUUCUGCUUUCUUGGGAGCUGCCAUCUCAGUUUCCCCUUCUCCCUCCUCUUCCUGCUCUUUCCUGUUGAGUUGAAGACUCUUUCACUGACUUUGCAAAUGUGUCCUUCCCAGGGCUUGCUGGGUAUGAUUCUCCCUGACCCGUGGGCCGCCUUUUCUGUACCCUGUCACGCUGUGGAGAUCCAAGCUGUUCUCAGCCACCCUCUUCUUAGCCAACCAUGUGGUGACAUCUGUGUGGCCUGGGGCCCUGACCUCCAGGUGGCAUCAGGGGUGGUGAGCAGGGUCUGGAAACCUUGGGUGCCCUCCUGUCUGCCAGGGUGCCCUCCAGGGAACUGCAUUUUCUAGCUCCUCCUGGUAUCCCUCCUUGGGCUUUGGCCAAAACUCAAGCAUCAUGGGAGGUUCUUAGUGAAGUUCCAGUGACACAUGCGGGCAGACAGAUGGUCUUUGGCCUUCUGCCCUCAGGCCAGGCUCCCUUGGAGGGGGUAAUUGCUACCACCACCCUAGCUCCUCUCCCUCUGCCCCUGACAGGCCCCAAGUGUCAAACAUCUGGCCCCUUCCUGGGCUGAUCCUGGGGUCUGCUGAGAGUUGGGUACAUCCUCUCAUUCUCCACUCAGUCCCGUUGAUUCAGCAUCUGUCUGACCCGGCUCAGGCUCGUGCCUCAUCCACGGUCCUAUAGGUCUGCUGCUAGCCUUCCCAAUUCCUCCUUUUCCUCCUUUCUUCUUGCUCUCUGCCCCAGCUACCUGGACACCCCCCAAUCCCACUGACAUGCCCCACUUCCCAGGACACAGGCACGCCCUUUGGGGGAUGUUGCUUCAUCCUUUUCAUGGUAGGAGAGAAGGCCGGUUGGGCCCCCAGCUCAGGAAUGCUAGCCUCCCCCCACCCCCAGCCUCCCUAGCCUCAGAGGAGAGGGAGGGAUGGAGGGCAGAAAGGGCAGCCCAGACUAGGGACAGAACAGACUUGAUGUCCAACCUGGAGAAAGCAAGUCCUUAUGCUUCCAUCCGGUCUCCUGCCUUUAUCCUGAGGGCUGCUGGGGCCUUCCUUCCCUCAGCCCCAACCUGGUGCCCACGGGCCUGCUUGAGCCAUGGGCUUCCAGAGGCAAUAGGUCCCAGAGGUAGAGCUCCGAGCAUGCCCCCUCCCCAUGCCAAGGCUGGUCCUUGUACCUCCCCCAGACAGUCUGGCACAGCUAGCCCUAGACCCGGAAGUGUUCCCUCCAGUCUCACAGUGUUCACAGGACCUAGGUCUGGGCCCAGAAGUGCUGACUCUAGGGGAACUCUGACUACUCUCCCUCCCACUAGACCCUAAGGGUCUGGAGACAGGCAGCUAGGUGCUCUUGGGCCCUGGGCUGGAUGAAGCCAGUUGUGGAGGGCCCCGCUGGGUGGCCUUCCACUGCCUAGGGAUAGGGCCUGUGCUCUGACCUCCUCUGCCAAAGAAGCAAAGCUGUACAGUGUGGAUCAGUGGGCCAUCCACAUGACAAUUAAACAUGGUCUGUUUUCUAUCAGAUCUGUCUAGCCUCCUCCUGGGAAAUGACCCGGCCUUCCUAUCUGGGUCAAUCUCUGCUGUCCUUAUCACCGACAGCCCAGACCCCAAGGGAUCGUCCACAGUCACAAGCUUGGGGCCAGGUUCGAAGGGAUGGAAUUUGAACUCAGCUCCCUUAUGAUGUCAGGGAGGGCAGGAGAGCAGUGAAUGGAGAAGGGCCUUCUCAGACCCUUACUUAGCCGUCUGUGGCCUUGGGUAACUCUUCAGGGCCUUCAUCUGUAAGAUGCUAGAUCGCAGGGUCUUUGUGAGAUAGUGACUGGUGAGAGGUGCCUUCUUAGAAAUAUUGGUAUUCUUAUAAUGAUUCUGUCCAGCAACCAUUCUAGAACGCCACCAUUGGCCCAAGCUCAACACGCCCUGACAGAAGCCUCCACAGGCUGGAGCCUGGGGCUCCGUUUGUACAAAGAACACCAGAGGGAGAAUCCAGACUUCAUUUGGUCCAGCCCCAGAGGGGACAGGGACUUGUCUACAGGCACACAGCCAACAGCUUUCGUCACAACAGCCCUGCAAGGGCUGCGGGUGUGGGCUAGCCCCAUCUCAUGAGGAGCAAACAAAGCUGGCCAGGCUGGGUUGGGGAGGGCCUUGCCCAGGGAUGUGGGGCCAGGAGGACUCAAGCAUAAGACUGCCGAGGGCAGCAUGGUGACGUUCUGGACGUACUGGAAGCAAAUGAGAGACAAAUGUAAAAUCCUUCACCUGGUUCCAAGCAAGCAACAUCCCAAGAAGAAGGAGACCGAGAACCACUUGUCCACAGAUUUUCCUGGCUACCACGAGCCACCAGAGGGGUCUGUGGGCAGGCAUUGAGGAGGAAGUGACUAGUUCCUACCCUGAACCUGGUGCACCCACAGCUCACCUCCCCCCAGACAGCCUUUGACUCCUGAGGAGAAGGCAUGCCGACAGGGACACGUCAUGUAGGGGAGGGGGGAUGUCUAACUGGCAACCUCACGACGCGGAGCUGAGCUACGAAUGCGGGGAACACAGCUUGGGGGGUCUGGAGAAGACUGAGGGGGCACAUGAUGGCUGGGCCCCUGUCCCUGAAAGGCCCUGGUGUGGAAGGCUGGGAGCCCUGAAAGGAGGGGAAUGGAGACCACGAAAGCUCCCUGAUAAUGAGAGGGAAUGGAAGGGCUGACCUCUUCUCUGAGCAGUCUGGGUGACCAGUGGUCCCGGCUUUCUCUUGGGGGGAGGAGUCCAGGAUGACAUGGAGGGACUGGCAAGAUGAGGUGCCUUGGCCAGUCAUAGGGAAGGCAGGAGAGGAAGAUGCUUGAUGGGGAGACCAUAUUGGGUUAGGGAUGAGCUGGGGAUGACUCGAGGUUGGCAGCCGGGGGUGGAAGGACGCUAGUGCCCCCACCUCUGCAAUGUUCAGACAAGUGAGGUCUGCAUGGGGCUGUCUGCCCAGAUCCAAUGUCCAUCAAACAGUGAUCCAGGAUCGGUCCACAAGUGAGCAUCGUCUCCUUGUUUCCGCGAUGCCAGCAACAUGCUUUGCAAUCUGGGAGCUCGGGGCCGG